This is a messenger RNA of Neodiprion virginianus, 1472 nucleotides long. Its product is annotated as protein obstructor-E-like. The transcript is spliced from 5 exons. The coding region runs from base 98 to 910 and encodes 270 amino acids. Gene Ontology annotation, molecular function: chitin binding. The record is from RefSeq and is a predicted model, not a curated record. Lineage: Eukaryota; Metazoa; Arthropoda; Insecta; Hymenoptera; Diprionidae. Gene Ontology annotation, cellular component: extracellular region.
AUAUAAGCUCGGACAAGUGAGGCUCUCGUAUAGUUUUGGUACAGAAUCGUGAAAGAAUACAACAGAGUAUAAGGUGAUCAAUAUAUUUCCGAUCAUCAUGGCUCGUCUGCCGAUCGUGACCUUAGCGAUAUUCGUUGCAGUUUUUGCUGUAUCCAGCUUUGCUCAGCGUCAAUUCCAGCAGCAAUACUUCGCUCAACGUCCCCAGGAUCAAAGCUCUUCCCAAGUACCGCAACAGUACCAACCGACUCCUUCGACCGCACCCCGAGCGUAUUCGGGCAGUUGCCCGGAGAAGAACGGAAGAUUCCCCGUCCCAACGCAAUGCGACGCUUACAUCGAGUGCAUCGAUGGCGUUCCCGAGGAGAAGCUUUGCCCCGAAGGAUUAUUAUUCAAUCCUGACGCUCGAUUCAACUAUCCUUGCGGCUACCCCAUCGACGUGAACUGUGAUGGUCGACGAAGCCUCCAGCCCCCUCAGCCAACCGAAGACUGCCCUCAUCAGUUCGGAUACUUCAAGGUCGGCGACAGUGCGAACUGUGGAAAAUUCAUGAAUUGCGCCGAUGGCAAAGGAUACAUAUUCGACUGCCCAGAGGGACUUGCCUUCAAUGCCGAAAGCUACCGUUGCGAUUGGCCGGAUCAAGUGCCUGAUUGCGACGUCGAAGCGUACUUGGGUUUCCGUUGCCCUCCACCCGGCGAAGGAAUUUUCGCACAAGGCGAGAUUCGCUACUUCAGAAGCCCGCAAGAUUGCCAGCGUUACUUCAUCUGCGUCGAUAACAGCCCCCGCCUUCAAAACUGCGGCGAAGGAAAUGCGUUCAGCGAAGAUAUCAACGCCUGCGAUGCAGCUGAAAAUGUUACCGGAUGCGAGCCGGCGGGCUCUAUUUUGGACAGAGGUGUCGGUCAAGUGAAGUUGUUUUAGUCAUCGAGGCGGAAGAGAAGAUGCGGUUGACACUGGACUCGAAGAACAUUCUACUACGUGCCGAAGAAAGCCAUGAGUUUGACACAGUCGUUACAUGACAUGCACAUUAUCGAAACAAAUACUUGACACUAAAACUGUCUGAUACCAUACAAUAAUUGGGAUUAUUUUAAGUCGUUUAUUUCACACCUCCAUAUAUGUUAUCUUGAUUGAGGACUACCACAGAUUACUAAAUCCCAUCAAGUUAUCAAAGUGACUCGACACUUAUUACUGACCCAUUUCUGAGCCAUUGAAAAGCAUAAGACAUUUCCUCAAGACACGCUCUGCUUUGGCGAGAUCAGAAACGUAAGCGCUAGAUGUUUCGCACUAUAUUAUACAUUUGAUUCUUCGAAUUUCAAUAGCUAUUACUGUGGCCGCCAACUUGGACCAUGUAAAUCUGAUCAAAACCAAUACCUAUGAGAAAAAAAUCCUUCAAACGAACGUACGUUCAAUGGUGUUAUUCUAGGAUGAACCUAUACCACAAAUUACUAUGAACUGAUUAAAUAAAGGAUUUGAGAUUUCCGAA